Aphidius gifuensis is the source of this 1255-nucleotide messenger RNA. RefSeq names its product ras-related protein Rab-23 (gene Rab23). The transcript has 5 exons. Lineage: Eukaryota; Metazoa; Arthropoda; Insecta; Hymenoptera; Braconidae. The coding region runs from base 419 to 1138 and encodes 239 amino acids. The record is from RefSeq and is a predicted model, not a curated record. Gene Ontology annotation, molecular function: GTPase activity; GTP binding.
GAGUAUAGUUUGUUUGAUGCCAGAUGAACAGGUGCUUUGCUUUGGGCGAUAUUAAACCGGCAUUGAGUUACCAGUUGGCUUUGGACAUUCACCCAGGACCACACGUGUGUCCACAACGUUAAUUUUAAAAAUACAUUUAUUAAAUUUGGAUUAUUCAUCAGGCUAAUAAGUAAAACAUUUCAAUAGUUGAAAAAAUAAAUUGAUAGUGUUUGCAAGCGUCAGUCAAAGACGGCCAUGAUGAUAUCAAACAAUUUUUAUUUCUUCAUGUAAAUUACGAGUGAUCAUCAAAAAUACUUGGCUAAUGUUAAAAUGUUUUUUUACUUUUUAAAUAUAUUUUUAUGUCAAUUACUGUGAUUAUUUUAAUAACCCAUUUGGGAAUAUUUUAAUUGGAUAUUAUGAUAACAAACGUGCAAUCGAAAUGCGCGAGGAAGAGCUCGAAAUAUCACUCAAGGUGGUCAUAGUUGGAAAUGGAGCAGUUGGUAAAUCGUCAAUGAUACAAAGAUUUUGCAAAGGAACAUAUACAAGAGAUUACAAAAAAACAAUUGGUGUUGAUUUUUUAGAACGUCAAAUUGAAAUUGAUAACGAAGAUGUGAGACUUAUGCUUUGGGAUACAGCUGGUCAAGAAGAAUUUGAUGCAAUAACAGCAGCAUAUUAUCGUGGUGCACAUGCAUGUGUAUUGGCAUUUUCUGGUACAGAUAGAGAUUCAUUUGAUGCAAUACCAUCAUGGAAGUUAAAAAUUGAAAAAGAAUGUGGUGAAAUACCAACAGUUCUUGUACAAAAUAAAAUUGAUCUUGUUGAACAAUGCCAAGUUGAUCCAGAAGAGGCUGAAAGACUUGGUAGAGCAUUGGGCUGUAAAUUAUUACGAACAUCAGUCAAAGAAGACGUUGGUGUUGUAAGUGUAUUUCGUCAUUUAGCAUCAAGAUGUCUUUUAGAAAUGCGACGAUGUGAAGAUGACUAUCAAGAUGAUCUCAACAUGUAUUCAUCUGGACCAAGAUCACCCUCUCUUAUCAGUGCAUUUAGUCCUAAUGAGUGUACACGAACAAAUGGAAAUGGUACAAUUGUUUUACGUCCUGGAGGUGGUAGGCAACGUCAUCAUAAAAAAAAAAGUUUUGUCAAGAAUGCAUGUCGUAUUUUGUGAGAAUAAUCAUCACACUUGAACUUAAUUUAAUAUUAAAUUUUAAUAAAAAGUCUGCUAAAAUUAUAAUCAAAAUAAAUACAUAAGCUGCAUAUUUUUUUGUGGCAGUUUUAUGAAAAA